This is a messenger RNA of Psammomys obesus (fat sand rat), 3167 nucleotides long. RefSeq names its product HEAT repeat containing 4 (gene Heatr4). NCBI's taxonomy places the organism in Eukaryota, Metazoa, Chordata, Mammalia, Rodentia, Muridae. The coding region runs from base 1 to 2991 and encodes 996 amino acids. The transcript is spliced from 16 exons. The record is from RefSeq and is a predicted model, not a curated record. Gene Ontology annotation, molecular function: oxidoreductase activity.
AUGAUCAAGCACAAAAAGAAAAAGGAUUUCCCCUUGGGGUACCCUGAGGCACAACCCUGUCCACUGGCAUGGGACAUGAUCCUCCGAUACUUAAAACCCACAGAGAAGGUGGACGGUACCUCCGUCUCCAGUGUGCCACCAGCCUGCCACUUCAGCCAACAGUACUGUGAGAAACUCAGGAACCAGUAUGUGAAGAGGGCGGCCGCCAACCUCUCCUUCUCCGAGGAGGUGAAGUGGGAGCGGUCUCUGCGUUGCAUGCCUUUCAGCCAGUACAGUUUUGAGCACAUCUACAACACAGAUGGCAUCGUGGCACCUCGGCAGACCGGGAAGGACCACGCUGGGAAACCUGCGUACAAAAGGGCCCUGCACGCCUCGGCAGGAGACACCACCCACCUUCCAGAGACGCAAAGGUCUGCGGCUUCUAAAAAGCAGGAGAAACCAAAGCCGGAAGGACUGGACCAGAAAGCAUCUUCCCCACGACCCCGCUUUGUCCACGCGAAGUCAGAUAUGCUGGACCUGUCACCUUCUCCAGAUGAGAGUCUGCAAGAAAGGGAGACCUGGCUUCCGCCUGGUGAGAAAGAGGCUCGAGGCUGGGAGGCCAUCGUGCUGGAGAAGCUGGACAAGCGCACGGCGCGGUGGAUCCAGAACAAACGUCCACUGAGGCCCGGGCAAUCCCCCAACAAGUGGCAGGCCUUCCUGCGCCAGCAGUAUGACUGGAGCCACAUUCGGGAUGCGCUCACUUCAGAAAGCGACCUGGAACUCCUCAAAGAACUGGAGGCAGAAGAGAUAGCAGAGUUUGAGGGUGAAACUGUUGUCCUGCCGCCCAAAGAGAUAAAGAAGCCGGAGUUGCCGCUUCCGGUUUAUUACAGGUUACCUGGCUACUCCUCACAAGUACCGACGGGUGAAAUCCUGCCUGGCACCAACAGGACGAGUGAGGAAAUCCAAGAAAUGAGAAAGAGACUCCAGCAACCAGCUCAGACCCUCUUCCGGCAGGUGAACCCCAAGGCUGGAGAGUACGCUUACUCUACAGACAACACCUUCGAGCAGGAAAUUUACUUUGAUGGAGUGAAGAUUGUUCAUGAGAUUGGUGGGAAGAGAGACCAGAUUCUCCUGGAAAACCUCAAUCGAUACGAGAAGCACCUAACUCCAAUCUUCCCUGAAAGCCCAGAAAGGUGGAGUUUCCAGCCUGUUCCUGAAAUACCUUAUAAGCACAAGAAAGGAAUACAGCGCUGGACUGCGCGGCCCACUCAGGUCAACAGCCUUCUGCUUCAGGUGGGCGAGGAGGACAGGGAUGCCAAGAAGAGGAGAGUGAAGAAGAAAAUUGAACCCCUGAAGGAGGACGUGCCCUGGAAGCUGAAGGCCCUGCGGAAUAUGCUGCAGGAGUGGAAGACUUCAUGGGGACUCAUUAUUGAAUGGCAUCACGAGACAGUAGAGAACUUACUACGGGGCAUGGUAAACAUGUAUGAUGACAUUAGGAUCCAGGCCAUCGUCACAUGUGCUAGCGCUGCUGUAGAAAGGCCCCAGAUUGCCACCAACCAGGAAGGCUCAGAACCAGUUAUUCCGGAUUUACCAGAGGUCCUGCAGCAUGCUGUAGGGGCAGCUCUGUCUGACAGUAAUCCCAAUGUGAAGAUGGCAGCAGCAAUAUGCCAGUAUGCCCUACGGUCAAAUAAUCCCAUUGCCCAAGAAAUCAUGCAGACAGCCCUUAUGAAGGGUAACAGUGUGGACAGCUGGGCUGCAGCUCAGUGCUUGGCUCUGGAAGAUAUUGCCACCUACCCAGUGAUUAAGAGAAUCCUUCACCAGCUCUUUAACAAGAAGAAUAAGGCCAAUGAGGAACAGGCUUGCAUGCUCCUGAGUCAUCUUUGUGAAAAGACGCCGCUGAUCCACACCAUGCUUGCUGUCGAGCUCAACAGCAGGCAGUGGGAAGACCGAAUCAAGGCCUGCCGCACUUUCUCUCGGAUCGGUGGAAAGAUCUGCAUAAAUAUGAAACAGAAAAUAAUCGAGCUGCUGUGGAAAGACUGGAACAAGGAAGUGAGGAAAGCAGCUGCCUUAGCACUGGGGCGGAUGAACUUGGGGAAAGAGGUCCAUGACAUGAUCAGGACUAAGCUGAGUCAAGGAAAUUCCCAGGAGCGGAUUGAGGCCCUCUCCCUGAUCCGUGGGCUCAAGCUCAUGACAGCCAAGCUUCUCCCAAGCUUCCUGAGCUGCUUCUCUGAUGAGUUCAUAGUCAUUCGACAGGCAGCUUGCUUGGCAGCAGGUGCCCUGAAGAUCCGCAACAAGAUGGUGUUUGAAUGCCUCCUGGAUCUAAUGCACAGAGAUCCUUACUGGAAAAUCAAGGCUUUUGCCAUUCGAGCUUUGGGAGAGAUUGGACUAGUGAGCCCUGAGCUGAAAGACCUUCUGCUCUGGUCCAUCCACUACGAAGACUCCCCAGGCGUGCGACUGGAAGCCUGCCGCAGCAUCAUAGCCCUCAAGCUUGACGGAAAGCAGGUCAAGGACACCUUUCUAGAUGUGUUGCUCCUGGAGAGCCACGAGGCCGUUCUCAAGGAAAUUUACCAGGCAAUGUCGAUACUCAACUUAGAAAAUGAAGACAAUCAAGAAAUGCUUCAGGAGAUCAAGAACAGGAUUAAAACAUUAAACCAAAAGGACUUGCUGACAGAGAAAAUAUUCAAGAUGGAAACAGCCAUGGGAAAUGAGAAAAAAAAAGCUAGAUGGAUUUACUCAGAACCCAAAGAAGGCCAAAGACCACUGGAACUGGAAACUUUUCUUCAAGAAAUUUUUGAGAAUGAAGAGGUUCAUCCUAGAAGAAAGAGGUCUGAGGUUUGUGACACCGAAGCAAUACUAAAGUCUGUGAUGCCCCGAGUGCCACAUGCCUGGCUGCAGAGUCCUGUCAUAAAAUUCCACACAAACAAAAGUCGCUCACCGUAUUUCAAGGAUCUUCGGACUAUCCGGGAGAAAAGGAUUGAAAGAGGGCCCUUUGGAUCCGACUCCGAUCUCUAGCUGGACGAAUUCCUCAGAGAAGACUGUCAACACCAAGUCUUCUCUCCGCCCAUGUGGAGGAAGCUGCUCCUGUCUAGGCUGCCUGGCUCUCCUGCAGUAGACAGGCUGUGUUCUGUCUCUUCCACUGAACUGUCCAAUGUUCUCGCUAUGCUUACAAAGAUAAACUGUUUAUCAAC